Molecule: messenger RNA, 1188 nt
Organism: Lachancea nothofagi CBS 11611
Lineage: Eukaryota; Fungi; Ascomycota; Saccharomycetes; Saccharomycetales; Saccharomycetaceae
Source: the annotation of a GenBank genome assembly
AUGGAGAUUUGUGUACGCUUGAAUGACGAUUGCGAAAGCGAUUACACUUUCCAGGUGACUAAAGAUGAUACUUUCGAGUCCAAGAUCAUGAAAAUGUUUGACCGCGACAAUGGGUUGGCUUCGUUUAUGGUGUUGAGACCUUCGAUUUUUUACAAUCCAACACCUAAAGCUUUGACCAAAUCAAUGCAUCCUGGUUACUUGACGGAAAACGGGUGUUUGAUCUUCCAUUACGAUAGCGACCGCAAGCAGUACCGCGAAUCGUUGGAUCUUGACAAAAAAAAAAUCUGGGAACAAAUGUGGCCUGGACAACUGGUGCUACCCCAAUGGGAACUAUCGGGUCAAAACAUUUGCUUCUACAUCGCUGUCAUGCUAGCGUGGCUCUAUACCGAUUUGCCAGACGUUAUUUCCCCCACCCCGGGAAUUUGUCUCACCAACCAACUCUCCAAGAGACUUGUUGUCGUAGCUCGCUGGUACGGCUACAACUCCAUUGCCGAUAAGCUCUUGGAAGAAAUCCAAGUCAACUCCGCCGGCACCGUAGCGCAAUGGUUGUUUUUCGCCCUUCACUGCUUCAAGGUUUUGUUCAUCACUUUGGUCUUCUACACCGGCCUCGUCAACCCUUUGACCUACAACAUUUUCAGAUUCUACAACACCCGUAAAGCCGUGGUUGUCACCAAACGCAACGACAACCUCAAAGAAGUGCUCCGUUCCAUCGGCUGGAUCGGUGCCAAGCGCGCCACUUAUGACGAUUACAGAGACACUUACUACAACUACCGUUUGCAAAAAGCCGGUGGCUUGGUCCCCGCCUACAAGAGCGGAGUCAUGAAAGCCGCCGCUACCCCCGGUGUCGUUCUGGAAAACGGCGAAGGUUUCCAAACCCCCCUCGACAAGAGAUUCACCGAAUCCACCUUCAAGACCAUGGAAAAAUCUCGCAAGUUUGUACUCAGCGAGGAAUACCUGAUCCAACUCGAGAAGGACCUCAAGGAAAACAUCAAAAAAUGCGACGGCGAUGUGCCAAAAAUUAACCAAGAGAUUCGCCAGUUCCGCCGUUUCGGACUCUUCGAAUGCGGGCCCGAACUCACCCGUCUCGUUCAGCUGCGCCAAGAAGUUGCCGCCGAGGCUCUGGCCGAGGCCGAGGCCGCGGCCAAAGCCAAAGCCGCCACAGACCCGGUCGAAAAGAAAACCCAGUAG